This is a messenger RNA of Betta splendens (Siamese fighting fish), 3747 nucleotides long. RefSeq names its product family with sequence similarity 163 member B, genome duplicate a (gene fam163ba). Lineage: Eukaryota; Metazoa; Chordata; Actinopteri; Anabantiformes; Osphronemidae. The coding region runs from base 1222 to 1752 and encodes 176 amino acids. The transcript has 3 exons. The record is from RefSeq and is a predicted model, not a curated record.
AGCCUUGGUGGAACGUGUCCUUGAGGACGUGUGAAGCUGGAGUCAGGACACAUCUGUCUCCGCUCUUUCCAUGUCUGCUUUGCUUUUAUUUUUGCAGCACCAUCUCAAACUUAGCAGCUCAGCAGCUGUGCGUGUCUUGAAGCCCGGUCCAAAGGCAUUCAGCCUCAGACAAGUCGAACCAAACGUGCUUUUUUUCUCCAAACCUUUCCUGCUCAUCUCUCCUAUUCAGCGCCCACUGGCGAUCCGAGCCUGUGACUAAAGCGCCAUCUCGCCGGCUGCUCGCUCCAGGCUGCGUCUAUUCACUGCGAGCCACCUCUGGAUUUAAAGCGCACGGCGCCGGACGACGCUCUGCGGGGAUCGGCGAUUACACGGAGAUCCGAGCGUGCAUCGGCGGCGUGCGUUGUCUGGGCACCGACGGGCUGCAGACCCUUCGGAGCCCCCGGGCGAACGGCCAGCCUGCCUCUCGCCCACCAUGGGCGGCAGUGAGAGCAGCGUGCAGGACGGGGAGCGCGCAGACUGGUGAGGAGGAGAAAGGGAAACCGCUGAUGCUGGAGCGGCGCUGCAACGAAUAUCUGACCUCGACCCCGUCGGACGGUGGGAAGCUGGUUGUUGGCGUGGAGAUGUCGCGAUUUCCUCUCGUGCCGUCUCCUCUUCUAACGCACAUGCUGCCGAGGCUCAUGGUGAUGAUGAUGACGGUUGCGUAGGAGUGUUUUAUUUUGCGGACAGCGUUGCUGGUCUCUCUUGUCUGUACUGUUCAAACAACUCCAGACAAGCGGCGGAGGGGACCGUGUUUUGCCUGAUUUGAACGCAUUCGGUAAUAGUCCACAACUAUCGCUUUCAUUUUUUUUCGUGCGUUUUUGCAGUUGGUGUUUCUUUUUUUUGAAUGGGUCUGGAACUGGAUAGAACGCAUUUUACAAGAAUGUGUCCGGAAAACUAGAAGCAGAAUAAUAACGUAGGCAUUUGUCAGAUUGGCUGCGAAUGUCUGUUUUUAAUGAAUAAACGAAACGCGUCUGGCAUUUUGACUGAAGUCGAGCGCCUUCUCCGCUUCCACAGCAGGUUCUGCUGAUCGCUUACUGGGAACCUUUCGUUGGACAUUUUUUUGCUAUUUACUGACUCAAACCAACAGAGGUCGGAAACUAAGCUCCAAGGGGCACCCACUGCACUAGAUGUGACCCGCUGAAUCCCCCUGUCUCUGAAGGGUGUUGAUGGAGAGCCAUUCGAAUGACAGCCGGGACAGUGGUCAUCACUGGUGGAAUUCUAGCUACUGUUAUAUUACUCCUUAUUAUUGCAGUACUGUGCUACUGUAGGCUGCAGUACUAUUGCUGUAAGAAGGAAGAGUCGGAGUCGGAGGAGGAGGAGCCAGACUUUGCCGUCACCUCCCGCCUCCCGCCGGUCCACUCCAACCACAACAUUGUGGCGGCAACAGCCGCCGCCUCCUCCAUCCCCAAUGGCCCCGCCCUGUUCUCCACCCCUCCGCUGGCCAGGAAACUGACCCGCUCGCAGACCUUCUGUCCGUCCUGCACGCACUAUGAGCUGCCUUUCUACCUCCAGCCCCCUCAGCCGCAGAUCCACCACCAGCCGGAUGGGCUGAGGAAUGGAGGGGACCGGAUCAGCUACCGCAGCAUCCAGCAGCAGGACCUGGAGCUGCCGGUGCCGGUGAACAUUUCAAACUACCGCAAACCGAACCUCGCCCGCUCGGUCACCAUGAGGGACAUGUUCACACGCAGCUGCAGCAUCAGCACUGAUGUUUAGCUGUGGGACGCCGGAACACUGGAAAUGAAGUAGGCUGGACUGGCCUCCAUUCAAACUUUGUCUUUUCGUUUAGUCUAGUCUCAUAUAGUCUCAUGGGCACCUCUUGUAGAAUGCGGGACUCAGACAGCUCUCAGGACAGGUUCUAUGCUCAGGUCCAGGACCUGACACUUGGGCCAAUAUAAAGUAAAUUUACAUUUUUUUGUUUGCUUUGUUGACAUUUUUUUAUCAAUGACAAUAGAAUUCAUACAAUGUGACGUACACAUGUGUAGCCCUGCUUCCUCUGAACUCAUCUGAUCACAGACUGAAGGGCGGACAGAGUCCCACCAUGUCAACAUGAUCGGCGAUGCUGCUGCUAUAAAGGCCAGUGUUUACCUUCCCUAAGAUGAGGUGAUCUCCUCACACCUCCACCCACAUUACAAAGACGUUAGGAUAUUAUCAGCCACCACAGGAGACUUGAGGAGGAUAGAUGAUGUCACGUUCCCGCUGCCACCCACAGGCAUUUAAGAUAGAUGUAACUUAGGCCAUACUAUUUAUAUCAAGGGCUCACAGAAGACGUAAACCCCUGCUCGUUUCCACAUCCUGUUAUAGAGGUUGAUGGGAGGCUGCUUUCUCUGCGCAUCCACUGACAUCACUAAGUGUCCAGUAUUCUACACCUGCCCAUAGAGAGACCUCUGUGUUCUCGCAGGCAGGGUGAAUUAUGUGCCAAAGGGGGACUGGGUUCUAAUACUCGUGUGCAUGUGUGUGUGUGUGUGUGUGUGUGUGUGUGUGUGUGUGUGUGUGUGUGUGUGUGUGUGUGUGUGUGGAUUGUUACACUGGAAUUCUGAUUCCAUUCAAUUACACCUAAUUUGUGGUCCCAGUGUGUUUUGAACCCAGUGGUGGGUUGCAAUAAUAUUUUAAACAUUUAUUGUAAAGGGCGAAGGAACUGUAUAUAAGUUUCUAGGCACCACUUUAGGUUGUUAAUGCAAUGAAUGACCCAAACAGGAAUAUUGAUUUAUUUGAAUGAUUAAGGAUUAAGACGCAAUGCAGGUGGUGCUUGAACAUGGGCUGAUCUUCAGUGUGGUUCCGGUUCAUGGACUCCUCACUGCAUUCCUUGUGUUAUUCCUUGUUAAUGUGUGGAUCCAUGGGCUGAAGAUUAUUUCACCUUUAAAGGCACAUCUAUAAAUAGUUGACAGGCCAUAUACUGAUCUACUGCACUUGUUCUGCUCUCGACUCGCCGGACUGAGGAAUACUUGCUCUCGCGCUGAUGUACUCUGAUGCAAUCAGAGAGCUCCAUCUUGGAACUGUUGUUCUUUUCCGUACUUGGCUCACUGGCCUGGCUGGAGGGCCGAUAUGUGUGGAAGGAGGAGCGGCGCCAGACACGCAGAUUUAAUGAAUGAAAUCAUUUACUAGGAGGUGCGCGAGGGCUUGAAGCUGAUUGGAUUGCCCUCCAUGGACACCACCCCUCCUGUCACCGUGUAUGGUAAACGCUGUCGUGCCCCCGUUCUCGCUCUCUCGCUCUCUCUUCCUGUCUACCUGUUGAUUUUAUCAGACACCAUGCUCUUGAUUUUCCCGAAGGGUGAAACAGUGAGUGAAGUUUUAUCUCUUGUGACAUGUGCUUUCCUGCAAAUACGCCACUACACGAUACAUACGCGCAGACAGAUCACACACAACAAACACAGGUUCUCAGUGCUAUGCUUUCCUUGUUUUUGAAACUGAAACUAUGUGACAGUUGCACAGGAAUUUAGUGCCAUAAAUAAUUAUAUGAGAAAGAAGUUAUUAUUAUUAUUAUUAUUAUUAUUAUUAUUAUUAUUAUUAUUAUUAUUAUUAUUAUUAUUAUUGCAGGUGUAUAUUCAAAUGCAGUGUUGCUUUUACCUUAAAGUAUUUGAAUUACUUGCUUCAUUUUAUGAUCCCGCUGUUUUUUUUUUCAGACUCAGUACAGUACAGCAAAAAAUGUUUAUUUCCGUGUUUCUAAUGUAUAACAGACACAUUGUUGCUAAUAAAAUUGUGUGAAAAUCC